Molecule: messenger RNA, 4770 nt
Organism: Sugiyamaella lignohabitans
Lineage: Eukaryota; Fungi; Ascomycota; Dipodascomycetes; Dipodascales; Trichomonascaceae
Gene: SNF2
Product: SWI/SNF catalytic subunit SNF2
Exons: 1
Coding region: 1-4770 (1589 amino acids)
Biological process (GO): positive regulation of transcription by RNA polymerase II
Cellular component (GO): nucleus
Molecular function (GO): histone binding; ATP-dependent chromatin remodeler activity; ATP binding
Source: RefSeq, a predicted model, not a curated record
AUGGGCAGCGGGCCCGGUGCGGGCCUGGGACAGGGUCAGGGACCACAGGGGCCGAUGAGACAGCAGCCGCCAAUGCCCAGUUUGGGACCGGACUCACCGUUUAAUCAGGAGCAGAUGAUGCUGCUCAGGAACCAGAUGAUUGCGUACCGUGCUUUGAGCAAGAACGCGCCUAUUGCUCAGGCGAUGCAGGCCGUUCAGCAGGCGCUGGCCAGUAAUAUUAGGCUCCAGCUGCCCGGCCAGCAGCCACAACAGCAACAGCAACAACAGACACAACAGUCCCAGCAACCACAACAACAGCAGCCUCAGCCACAGCAACAGCCUCAACAACAACAGCAGCCACAGGCUCAGUUACAGGCGCAAUUGGGUCCAGGAGCAGCAGCUCAGGGCAGUCCGAAUGCGGCGGUUUUGAAUCACCAACGACAACCGUCGGUACCAGUACCGGACGAGUUUCAGAACUCGCCAGGCCGAGGAUUCCGAAAACCGGCUCCGAGUAUGAGCCAGCGAAGUUUUAGCAGAGCUAGCAGCAUUUCCAGCCCCGUGGCUACUCCUCAGACACCUGCUUCAGGUGCUGGAACGGGUCCAGCGACAGGAGGAACUGAUCCGUUGUUAGGAGUUGGCGGCGUUUCCGGACAAGCAAGCGCGGGUCUGGGGAAUACCCCGUCUCCUCAACCACCAAUGCCUGUGAAUUUACCACCUUCGGUUAAACUGUUUGGCGUUUCUUCGUAUAUCGACCCAAGAUCACCUUCGUAUUUGGCACAAUCAGUGUCAUUUGAAGAUUAUACGGCACGUCAACAGCAGCUAUUUAUUCCCACAAUCAUGCCAGUUGGGUUGGAUGUCGUGGAUAUGAAAUUGGAACGCGAACGUCGAGUCCAGCAAGCCAUGCAUAACAGAAUGGCAUAUUUAGAAGAACAGGAAUCGGAAAGUAGCUCUGGUUUGAGCAUAGACGAAAAAAUAGAGCUCAAGUCGCUACGGCUCGCCAAUUAUAACAAGGCUCUGCGAGGCGAUAUUCUGGCUAAUGUGUACUAUUUCAAUAUGGUGGCUCUGGAUGAGUCCAAUAAGGGUAGAUAUACCCGGAUGAAGAAGCUCAGUUUGCAAGAAGCAAUUGCUACCGAGCAGUUUACGUAUCAACAGAGAGUGGAAAGACAACGUCGUGAAAACCAGAGGAAGAUUGAUAAUAUCCAAAGUACCGUUAAGCAUGCAGUUGAUGUGGCCAACUCGGUGACUCAGAAACGAAGCCGAUUGUCAAGAUUACAAAAAUCGAUAGUCAGUUUCCAUGCUUAUACUGAAAAAGAAGAACAAAAGAGAUUGGAAAGAACCGCUAAACAGAGAUUGCAGGCCUUGCGAGCUAAUGAUGAAGAGGCAUAUAUCAAACUGCUCGACCAGACAAAAGAUACUCGUAUCACGCAUUUGCUUCGACAAACAAACACAUUUUUGCAUUCACUUACAAAAGCGGUUGAAUCUCAACAGCGAGAAAACAAGGGCUUAGCCACUCUUAAUACAGAGCUUCCUGAUAUCCAAGAAGGCGACGAAGACAGUGAGGUACGUGAUUACUAUGCUGUUGCCCAUAGAAUAAAAGAAGAGAUUACCAAACAACCGAGUAUUUUGGUGGGUGGAACGCUGAAAGAGUACCAACUCAAGGGUCUACAAUGGAUGGUAUCUUUGUAUAAUAACAGUUUGAACGGAAUUCUCGCCGAUGAAAUGGGUCUUGGUAAGACCAUUCAGUCGAUCUCGCUGAUUACCUAUUUAAUCGAGAUGAAGCAGUUGGCAGGUCCAUUUCUGGUUAUUGUACCCUUGUCAACACUGACCAACUGGAAUCUGGAGUUUGAGAAAUGGGCUCCCAGUGUUAAAAAAGUUGUAUACAAAGGACCUCCAAUGGCGAGAAAGGCUCAACAAGGAAUUAUUCGGUCGGGUGACUUCCAGGUUUUACUUACAACUUAUGAGUAUAUUAUCAAGGAUCGACCUAUUUUGAGUAGAAUCAAAUGGGCUCAUAUGAUUAUUGAUGAAGGUCAUCGAAUGAAAAAUACCCAAUCCAAGCUGUCAUUUACGCUUACGACAUAUUAUUCCACGAGAUACAGACUUAUUUUGACUGGUACGCCUUUACAAAACAACUUGCCUGAGCUAUGGGCACUGCUCAAUUUCGUGUUGCCGAAAAUUUUCAACUCUGUCAAGUCGUUUGAUGAAUGGUUUAAUACUCCAUUUGCCAAUACCGGUGGUCAAGACAAGAUGGAUUUGAGCGAAGAAGAGACUCUGCUGAUUAUUCGACGUUUACACAAGGUGCUGAGACCGUUUUUGUUGAGACGUCUUAAAAAGGAUGUCGAGAAAGAUCUUCCCGACAAGGUGGAAAAGGUUAUCAAGUGUAAGAUGAGUGCUCUUCAACAAAAACUUUACCAACAAAUGAUCAAGUACAAGCUACUGAUUUUGGGCGACAAUGUACAAGGAGCAUCUGCAUCUGGUUUGAAGGGAUUGAAUAACCAGAUCAUGCAGCUGCGUAAAAUCUGUAACCAUCCUUUUGUCUUCGAAGAAGUUGAGAAUUUGGUUAAUCCUAACAAGGAAACCAACGACGAUUUGUUCCGUGCAGCAGGUAAAUUCGAACUGUUAGACCGAAUUCUGCCAAAAUUCAAGAAAACUGGCCAUAGAGUGUUGAUUUUCUUCCAAAUGACGCAGAUUAUGGAUAUUAUGGAAGAUUAUCUUCGUCUUCGAGACAUGCAAUACCUUCGAUUGGACGGUAGUACCAAAGCAGAGGAUCGAUCAGACUUGCUCAAGAAGUUCAAUGCCCCAGACUCGCCAUAUUUUGCGUUCUUAUUGUCUACUCGUGCUGGUGGUUUGGGUCUUAAUCUUCAAACUGCAGACACGGUUAUCAUUUACGAUACCGAUUGGAAUCCUCAUCAGGAUUUGCAAGCCCAGGAUCGUGCCCAUCGUAUUGGACAGACCAAGGAAGUGCGAAUCCUGCGGUUGAUUACUGAAGAUUCGGUAGAAGAGCAUAUUUUGGAAAAAGCUCAUCGUAAGCUUGAAAUCGACGGUAAAGUCAUCCAGGCUGGUAAAUUCGAUAACAAGUCGACUAAUGAAGAACAAGAAGCAUUUUUGCGAUCGCUUUUGGAAGCUGAAGAAGCAAAGAAGGGUCAUAAAGAUGACGAUGACGAAGAAAUGGACGACGAGGAACUGAAUGAAGUACUUGCUCGAGAUGAUAAUGAAAAGGAAAUCUUCCGAGAAAUUGACCGUAUACGAGCGGCUGACUAUGGCAAGUCUGGAGCUCGGGCACGUCUUAUUACCGAAGACGAACUGCCUGAUAUUUAUAAGCAAGAUGUGUCACAUUUGGUCAAACCAGAGCCGAUGGAAAAUUACGGACGAGGUACUCGUGAACGGAAAGUGCUUCAUUACGAUGAUGGGCUCACUGAAGAGCAGUGGCUCGAGGCGGUUGACAAUGACGACGAUACAAUUGAAGACGCUAUUGCCAGAAAGAGACAACGGAUCAACAAACGUCAACAGAACAAGUUACGUGAUAGAGAAGAAGACUCUGCAGAUGUAUCGUCGCCAGGAACUCCAUUGGCCGGUGGUGACUUUGCAGUGUCAACACCUGGUACAAACGGUAAACGGAAAAGAGGUCGUAAAGCACGAGAUACUACUGCUAGUGUCAGUGCAAGUGCCACUGGAAACGUUGGAACACCGACUGCUAAAGACGAGUCACCAGCAUCUGCUAUCAUCCUUCCGGUGCGAAAACGGGCUAAAGGAAGACCACCAAAAGUCAAGGAAACAUUGUCUCCACAAGCAAGACGUCAACUCACUGAGCAAAUGGAGGAGAUAUUUAAUUUCGUUACAACUCAAGUCAAAGAUGACGACGAGCGAAAUAGAAUCGAUUUGUUCCUUGAACGACCUCCUAAAAGAAUAUACCCCGAUUAUUAUUUGCUGAUUGAGAACCCGAUUGCAUGCGACAUUAUAAGAAAGAGAAUCAAUGACGCAUACUAUCAAAGUUUACCGCAGUUCAGAGAAGAUUUCAGGCUCAUGUUUAGAAACGCCCGUACUUAUAAUGAAGAGGGAUCGUUUGUGGUGCAGGAUGCCAACAUUCUGGAAAAUAUGGUCAACACUCUAUACUACAAGUACAUACCAGAAGCAGAGGCUAUAGACAAGGCCGAGGCUGAACGGGUUCUACAAGAGAAGUUGAAGAAAGAAGAAACCGCCAAACUCAUGAAGUCGGAAGUCACACAGACUACUGUUAGCGAUGCCACUACUGUUUCAGGAGGUAAUGCUGGUGUGACAAGUACUUCUGUGGGAGAGUCUACCAGUAAAGUAGAGCUGAUGAAACUUCCAUUGUCUUCAUUAGCGAACGAACAAGAACCAAAACAGGUGUUUAAGGCGAGCGAUUCUGAAUCUGACCACGAUAAAGCACACCUGUCACCCCGUUUGAAGGAGACUUCGUCGUCAUCGACUUCGCCACUUGAAAACGGAUCAAUUGCUGGUGGUGCUAUUAAAGAUAGCGCCAGAAUCUCCCCUGGUAUUCACAGCGGGAACAGUUCCGACGGCGGGUCUGCAGCGAGCCAGCUGGGACCUGGUGAAGACGGCGACGACGAAAACAUGGACGGCGGCGACAACAGCCUGCUUGUUAGCGGACAGCAGUCGGCAGUGGACGGGUCUACCGUUCAAGGCGACGAAGAUGAAGACGACGACGCGCUGAUGCACGAUCACGACGGGCUGGAACUGGACCCAUUUGGCGGCGAUUUCAACGACUACGGCAACGACUUCGACAACAGCAACCUGCUGGACCGGCUCAACUGA